CGCCUUCUCGCCCACUAUCAGUCACGGUCCAAUUUUUUUCCCUUCCCACGGACUCCUUCCUUCCUGUUUCGUUCUCCGUCCCCCAUUAGCUAGCUCGAGGAGCUUUCGCUUCAGUGCGACAACAUUACGUCAUUUAACGAAUCGUUUGAUUUAUAUGUCGUUUUUUUUUAGCCACACAAAAACUCCUUAUCCCGUUUGAAGUCAACCUUUUUUUUUUCCUCACCGACUUUACGUCAUCUGAGAUGCUUUCUUUCUUUUAGGUUUUGACGAGAUCGGUGGCUGACAAAAGCCUGGCUGUCAGAUGUUGGACGCCACGGAGCCGAUGAAGCGUUUCCCCCCUCCGACCGACCGUUUGUGGUGAAAGUGGUCAAGUUUGACGGGGGAGGGUUAACGGUUAUUUUUGGAGCCUUUCGAGCUGGGAGGAAGGAGUCGGGGGCAAACGGAGGAGGUGGACGAGGACCCCCGCUGGAGAAGCACCAUCACCGGGUUGCCUGGAGGAGGACAAUACUACAGAGUGUGAUGGCAAACGAGCCGAUCAUCCUAAAUGUCUACGAUAUGUAUUGGAUCAACGAAUUUACCAGCACGCUCGGCAUCGGCGUCUUCCACUCAGGGAUCGAGAUCUACGGCCGAGAGUUUGCCUACGGGGGACACCCGUACCCCUUCUCAGGGAUCUUUGAAAUCACACCAGGUGAAGCCACCGAACUGGGCGACACUUUUAAAUUCAAACAAGCCAUCGUCCUGGGCACCACUGACUUCACCGAGGACGACGUGGAGCGCAUCAUGGAGGAAAUGGGCAAAGAGUACAAAGGCAACGCUUACCACCUCAUGCACAAGAACUGUAACCACUUCUCCUCGGCCUUGUCAGAGAUCCUGUGCGGCCGCGAGAUCCCGCGCUGGGUGAACCGUCUGGCCUACUUCAGCUCUUGUGUGCCCUUUCUACAGAGCUGCCUGCCCAAAGAGUGGCUGACGCCGGCCGCCCUGCAGUCCAGCGUCAGCCAGGAGCUGCACGCCAGCAGCGAGCCGGAGGAGGCCGAGGACGCCGCCGCCUCCGCCUCGUUGGCGGCCGUGGCGCCGUCCUCGUCGACCACCCGCCACCAGCCGCGGCGGUAGAAAACCGGGCCUGACCAUAAGACAUUUCACAAUGACGUCAUUUUUACUUCUGGGUGGCAGAAACUCUGAAAGCACCGCUAGUGUUGUUUACUUGAUGGCCUUUCAUGAUUUCAGUUCAGGUCAGGGCUAGGCAAUCAAUUUUCUGCCAACUGGAAGUAUCUGGGCUCCUGUUGUUUACAAACAUCAAAUGGUCUCUUUCUCGUUUUAAUCCUCACCAGCCACAUAAGGACUCGACCAUCUAGGUUGAAAGGUGCUUCUGCCUGUUUCAGGUAAUCCGAGCCAAACGUCCCCAUGUGGACUUUGUCGAUUUUCUUUUUUUCUUAAAGGACUGAACCUUCCACGGAUCCUUUUUUCCCAUCAUUUCAAGACCGAAGGAGAAUGACUUGUUUUAUAGUAGCAACAACCUGCCGUGGUGCCUUCGAGCUGGCUCGCCAGGAAGAGCAACCCAACUUCUUAUUUGAUUUUCUUUUUCUUCAAACACUGAGCACAGCGACACCUCCUGAGGUUUUAAUAACAUCUGAUUUUAGUUGUCAGACUUUAAAUGGAUGGGACUGCACAGCUUUUUCUUUUAUCGGAUUUUUCUACCUUUUCCUCUUUUUCAAUAUAAGCUCAGGACCCCGAAAAGGUUUUGGUCAUUAUUUUCCAACAAAAUCAGGUUUGUUGCUUUUUAGUGCAGUUGUCACUAUUCCCACACGGUGGCAGUAUUUUAUGAAAAUUAAAACAUGUAUAGCUUUUGCUGACA
Syngnathus acus (greater pipefish) is the source of this 1852-nucleotide messenger RNA. It is a transcript of the gene desi2, whose product is annotated as desumoylating isopeptidase 2. Gene Ontology annotation, molecular function: deubiquitinase activity. Lineage: Eukaryota; Metazoa; Chordata; Actinopteri; Syngnathiformes; Syngnathidae. Bases 520 to 1110 code for a protein of 196 amino acids. The transcript is spliced from 5 exons. Gene Ontology annotation, biological process: protein deubiquitination. The record is from RefSeq and is a predicted model, not a curated record.